Sphaerulina musiva SO2202 is the source of this 636-nucleotide messenger RNA. Its product is annotated as NADH-ubiquinone oxidoreductase subunit B17.2. Gene Ontology annotation, biological process: mitochondrial respiratory chain complex I assembly; response to oxidative stress. NCBI's taxonomy places the organism in Eukaryota, Fungi, Ascomycota, Dothideomycetes, Mycosphaerellales, Mycosphaerellaceae. The transcript is spliced from 8 exons. Gene Ontology annotation, cellular component: membrane. The record is from RefSeq and is a predicted model, not a curated record. Bases 42 to 452 code for a protein of 136 amino acids.
GACAUCGCCUUGCCACAACACACCCGCGCACUAUCGCCAACAUGUCGACAAUCAUGCGAACCCUUCGCAACCUGCGGAGUAUAGGUUUAAAGGACUACGGCCACCAACUUCAUUACAUCGGUGAUACCAAGCGCGGAACACUGGUCGGCAUAGACCGCUACGGCAACAAGUACUUUGAGAACCUGGAAGAAGAGCUGCCUCUACGAACACGCUGGGUGGACUACAAGGACCACGAAUAUGAUCCCUCGCAGAUAGAGCCAGGCUGGCACGCGUGGAUGUCAUAUAUGGUUGACAAAGCGCCUUCAGAGGACAAGUUGUUGCAACGCUCGUUGCGGCCAUGGGAGCCUGCGAAGCAUGUACCGGUGAUCACGGCAUCGAGGAGUGCGUUCAAGACCUUCAACACGACCAAGCCGAAAUACUCGGCAUGGAAGCCGGUAGCGGCUUCAAGAUGAGCAGGACACUAGGAGGUAUGGCGAGUUCACAUGAGCGAUUCUGGCCAUUCCAGAUCAACGACGUUGGGUGCUGUCGUGACCCACGUUCCUGGCAUGGCGUUCAUAGGCGAGGUACAAUUCGAAGAGCGGAAUAUCAUAGUGCACUUAUUAUCGUGAAAUUCCGUUGUACAUAUCCCACCUGCGA